AUUCUGAAAAUGAUUAAAUGAAACAUAUGUCCUACAAGAGGACAACAAUCCAAAACGAAAUAAAAUCAAUAGAAAAAUAUGUUGAGACAAUUUUUUUUUUUUUUUUUUUUUUUUUUGGCUAUGAAGAAGGCAGUGUAUGAUAUCUGGUAGGGUUUUGACAAGUACGUCGAGAAGAACGGGCAGCAAUUUGACAAGCAAGCUGACAAAGUUUGAACAGAAAUGUACAGUCAUGGGGGGGAAAAAAGAAAGUACACCCUCUUUCAAUUUGGGUCUUAUUCAUCAGGGCCUAAUAAACAUUGUGUUUAUUAUAAUCUAAAUAACCUCGGGUGACGACAGAAGCACAACAGAUUUCAAUAUGUAAUGAUUUACAUAUAUAAUCAGUUAUGCAAUAAUAAAGUACACCCUUCCUACUUCCACGAUCAUUAAGCAAGUAAUUAGAAGCCUUGGUUACUAAUGAAAUGCACAAGAUUAAUUCAUUAAUCAAGAAGUGUGGCUACCUCUCUAAAAGCAGAACGUUUGGUGUUCUGGACCACUCAGGUGUGUGUCUACAUCAUUCCAAGAAGAAAGGACAUCAGCCAUGACCUCAGAGAAGCAAUUGGUGCUGCUCAUCAAUCUGUGAAGGGUUAUAAGGCCAUCUCCGCACAAUUUGAAAUUCACCAUUCUACGAUGAGAAGAGUAGUUUACAAACAGAGAACCUUCAAGACAGUUGCCAAGCAACUUCAGACCAAGGACAGACUAUUCAAUGCUCAGAGAUGUAAAGAAAAACCCAAGAGCUACGUCAUGUGACCUACAGGCCUCUGUAAGCACGUUAGAUGUUUAUGUUCAUGACAGCAGAAAUGGUGGCUACUUUUUCUCUCCGGAAAGAAUAUGGAGCACGACUUUGGUUUGCAAAACUGCAUCUGAACAAACCGUAAAUAUUCUGGAACAGUAUCCUUAGGACUGAUGAGACCAACUUGCAGAUGUUUUGUCAAACAAACACCUCAUACCAACUGUCAAACAUAGCAGUGGAGAGGUGGUGAUUUGAGCUUGUUUUGCAGACACACGACUAUGUGUGUUAAGAUACAAAGUAGGAGGGGGAAAAAAAACAUGGACGCCUCUAUGUUCGUCUUUUGUUAGCAACGAGCUAAUUGUAAUAAGUGACGCCAAUUUUCCUCCUCAGACAGCUCUCUGUAUAGAGUCAAUGUUUUAGAUUUAACAAGCAAAUAUAUCUGAAUGUUGAUUUAUCUAAAGCGAAUACUUGUAUGCACAGUAUAACUCAUUGAACUGUAAGAAGUGCUACUUUUGUUUACUGUUGAUUCGGUGAGCAGCCAUGUUGAUCUGAUGUCACUUGCUGAAAUCAAGGAUAGAAGAAAAAGGAUAGCUGAGGAUAGCUUUCAAAGUUUAUGCGUCGGAAUUCCGAGGGCUGUUUUUAUUUGGACGUUUUCUUCCUAGUCGGAGGUCGUAAAGUUUAUUGAGAGUCACACGUUUUAUUUGGGCGUAAUGAAAAUGAACAUGCUGGGUUUAUUUACUCCAUCAUCCCUUUCCCGCCGAAAAUGCCUUUACAGCUAAUGUCUUUAUGAGGAGAAAAGCAUCCUGCAGUAGUAUUUGCUAGUUUUGCUUCUCAUUUACAAAAAUCCAGUCAAAAAAAAUAAAACAAAAAAAAAAAACACUUCAAGUUCUUGUUCUUUUUGUCUGUUUCUUACAGUUAAUGUUAUUUCCCUGUUUCGCUUUUUGGAAAGAUCUCAAACUGGGUAAAACAGAACAAUAAAUGGUUAAGUUUCAGUUUUAGUGAACGUUACUCCGCCUCAUCGAAUGCUGAAUUGCUCUUGAGUGUCUCUGAACAGGAAGUUGUGCUGUGCGUCUCUUCUCCAUCAAUGCUGCAUUCAUUUUCACUCGGGCUGUGACGAUGGAGGCUGUACAAAAGGAAAACUGGUACUUCAUGGCACUUCUGAUUUCUCUCUCUUUUCUCAAAGGCUCGGAGCAGCUGAUGUCGCCAGGCGGCCCUGUGAAGCUUCAGGACAGGAUGCUGUUAGAUUGCUCAUGUCCUUGGAGUGGUAACCUCAUCAUGGUGUCAUGGACUAAAGGAGGCGAUUCGACUCCUCUGGCCAUUUAUCACCCCGACUUCGGUGUCAAUUUCAACGCUGCUUAUGACGGUAGAGUUGAGUUCAUUCAUGCAUCGAAGAUGGAUGGCAGCAUCAGAAUAACGAACGUCUCUGAAAAAGACGAGGGUGUGUAUCACUGCUCAGUGCAGACGUUUCCUCAAGGAUCAUGGACCAAAGAUACGCUGGUGCAAAAACAAGUCACCACAACCGUCGUCUCCCACAAUCCCAACACCACGCUUAUCAUCUCCGAAAACGAAGACGUGACCAUCAGCUGUAGUCAUGACGACGUCGUGUACGAGGUCAGCGUAGAGAGGAUCGAGGGAGUGGACGGAGGGAGCAGGCUUUUAGGAGUGUGUAAGCAGAACGGCGAUGGCGUGGAGCUCAGCGAGUACUCUGUGCACAGAGGAACUGUGAACUGCAGCGACGAGAUGGAACUGAAGCUGCGUUUAAACAACGUGAGCGAAGAUGAUAGCGGGAUUUAUCGCUGUAACUUCAGCACAGACGCCGGGUUUUCUAGCAGACUUAUCCUGCUCGCAAUGUUCCCCAGUCCCAAAGGACUCAGUGAUGCUCCGAACAGGUGGUAUAUUUACAUUGGAGGAGGAGUAGCAGGUGCACUCGUCCUGAUGACCGUCGCUCUUUUAUUCAUGUGGAGGAGCAGGAGGAAGGUGAGGAGAUUGGAGUACAGGAACCAGUUACAUACCACCAAAAGACAGCAUAUUUACACUAACGAGCAAGGAGGAGUGUAUGACAAGAUGAAAAAGACAACGAGGAACCAAAGAAAGAAUAAUCCGAUCUACGUCAACUUCCAAAACACGAGAGCGCAGAAGAAAGGAAAACGGUGAUGUCGUCAUGUUUAUACUGAAAAGACCGUAUAUGUGAUGAACCAGUGAGCUCGUUCGACCUCGGUGAUUAGUCUUUGAUUGACAGGUGAUGAGACCAUACCGGCUUCGAAUAAAGUCGGAAAGAAGGAAGAGACACUGGGGAAAUCUGCUGGAAACUGAAGGCCCGUGAUGAAAUAAAAAUAAAAAAAACAUUUCAAAGUUAAUUGGAUUAAUUAAACAAAAAAGGCGACAUUAUUGGAUGAAAUGGAUCGUAGACAGACUGCUGAUAUCCUGUGGCGUCCUGACAUGACGACCACAUUUAAUACUGUCCUAUACAACAGCACCGUUGAAUUCUUGAGUCUAAUUGGUCAGCAGGUGUCGAUUCUUUUUCUAUAACAGCAGCUCUGACAGGAGUCUCGGCUGUAAUUCAGAUCACAGGUUUACAUUAAUGCACUUGUUCUUAUACGUUAUCGUUUCUAUACUAACAACAUACAUAUGUAUGGGUGCCGGAAGCUCCGUAUAAACGGAUUCAAAAUGUGUGUAAUCGUUGAUGCGGUGAAAUUUCUCUCUGAGGAGAUAUUUAUUAUGUACAAAUGUAAGGGCGGGGUGUUCUGGGUCAUCGCUUUGUAACGGUCAGGGGUAACGCCGUUAAGCUUUCCAUCAUGGAGAGCUUUGCGGUUUGUCUCGGUCGAGGCCGGUGAGGGAACGACCGAAGUGAGAAUUCCACAACAGUAAAUGGAUCAGUAAGCUGUAAUUGUCGGCAGACUGCCGUGGUACGAUGCAGUCCCGCCGGGAAUUAGCGAUUUUCGCGAUCGCAGGAAUGAACGCUAAAUCAAGCAAACGCCGCAGUAUUCGGAGGAGCUUGCAGUUUUGUGAAAUUUCCGCAGAUUCGGGACGAGACGAGUCACGUGACGUCGUCACGACGCGCAUUCGGCCAAAGCCUUCUUCGAUUCGUUUUUUUUUUUUUUUUUUUUUUUUUUUUAAAAAGCCGCAGUAAAAU
Ictalurus furcatus (blue catfish) is the source of this 3902-nucleotide messenger RNA. It is a transcript of the gene cd226, whose product is annotated as CD226 molecule. The coding region runs from base 1886 to 2923 and encodes 345 amino acids. The record is from RefSeq and is a predicted model, not a curated record. The transcript has 6 exons. NCBI's taxonomy places the organism in Eukaryota, Metazoa, Chordata, Actinopteri, Siluriformes, Ictaluridae. Gene Ontology annotation, biological process: positive regulation of natural killer cell cytokine production; positive regulation of Fc receptor mediated stimulatory signaling pathway; positive regulation of T cell receptor signaling pathway. Gene Ontology annotation, cellular component: external side of plasma membrane.